Molecule: messenger RNA, 1138 nt
Organism: Centruroides sculpturatus (bark scorpion)
Lineage: Eukaryota; Metazoa; Arthropoda; Arachnida; Scorpiones; Buthidae
Product: 28S ribosomal protein S23, mitochondrial-like
Exons: 4
Coding region: 682-1014 (110 amino acids)
Biological process (GO): translation
Cellular component (GO): ribosome; mitochondrion
Molecular function (GO): structural constituent of ribosome
Source: RefSeq, a predicted model, not a curated record
CGUCUUUAUACGAAUACGGUCACAAUUUUUUCGCCACGAUAUACGAAUCCGCAUUAUAUGAACCCGCAUUAUAGGGGGUCAACUGUAGUUUUUGUAUCGGUACAUUUACACUUAAUUUACAUUGACACAGCAGUGCAGUGCUCUUAUAAGCCAAAACAAGCUGACCCACAUAAAAGUGUGCUCUGGUAAGCAAAGCUGCGUGCAUUUCAAAAACUCAAAAACAGUUGAUUUUCAUACAUUAGAGAAUGUUCUUUGUGCAUAAAUAACAUAUAGCCUAUACCGACGAUUUUCAAACUUUUUUUGGCCACCGCCACCUUAGUUUCGUAAAAGUGUGCCCAAUGCCCCUAACCAUUUUCCCUUGGAGUGAGAAAGGCUUGGAAAUAUUCUUAAGAAAACUUUUCUAUGAAUCUCACACUGUGUCGACAUCUGGAAAUCAUUAAAUGCAAAUCUUUUUCCUUACGUAUUAUAAUAGAGUAAAGAGAAGGGUUGUCAGUGACCCCGACUGUCGCUUACGGUCGCUGUUCCGUCGGUACCUUGCCUCCGGUUUUUCCCUGCCGCACACUUAUGUCUUUUUACCCCUCUAGAUUUACUUCGUUUCCUGUUGGCCUAUACGGUAGAAUCUCAUUUUAUGGGAUUGCAAAACAAUAAAUUUUUUCACCGUAUCCUGUCGAGUCAAUAAACAUGGCAGGAAGCAGAUUAGAAAAACUCGGAACUAUAUUUUCAAGACUAUAUAAAUUUAAAAUAACUGGAUUUUUAUUAAUUAAUGUAAACUGUAUUAGAAUGACUGGUUUACUCCGUUCUGGAGCUCUUAAAAAGGAAGAUAAGCCAACUUGGUAUGAUAUUUAUAAAGCAUUUCCUCCUCUGAUCGAACCAAUUUUUAAAAGAGAGGUAUCUGAGAAGGAAAUUACUCAGAUUUUCUAUCCUGAAGAUGUUUACAGAGCGAAAUUUUACAGAAAAUAUGGUUCUGAUAUUAUUGACAUGGCUGAUACAUCACCAACACUGUCUGAACAGUAAGUUCUUUUCUGUCUUUUUUAUAAUAAACAGAGAGAAUUUUGAUGUUGCAGAAAGUUUAUGAAAUAUUAAUUUUUAUUAUGUUUCAAAUAAUUUUCAGUUAAAAUUAGGAAUAAAUCUAUAUAUA